This is a messenger RNA of Penaeus monodon (black tiger shrimp), 1071 nucleotides long. RefSeq lists its product as uncharacterized. The record is from RefSeq and is a predicted model, not a curated record. The coding region runs from base 217 to 603 and encodes 128 amino acids. The transcript has 2 exons. NCBI's taxonomy places the organism in Eukaryota, Metazoa, Arthropoda, Malacostraca, Decapoda, Penaeidae.
GACCGCCCCCCCCACCUCCCCCACAUAACGGGCCGUGUAAAAUGAAGCUUCGGAACCGUCCAGCUUUAGUGUUCACGUGACGUUUGUGUCGUGAGGGUCGGCGCCGCGAGAUCUCUCUUGGGGAAAAAACAGAAAAAAAAAACUUAUAAAAAAAAAGUAGAAAAAAAACCGAUUCUUUUUUUCGUAUCGGAAUAUACCGGAAAUACAACCAACGCCAUGAUGAAGUUCGUACUGUGUCUGUCCCUGCUGGCGGCGUGCGCGUCGGCGGGAGAGACCGGAGGGGCGCCGAAGACCUCCUUCCCCGACGAAUUGCUCUCCGAGAUGGUCCUCCGGCUGGUGGAGGCGGCCCGCUCCACCUCCUACUCGUCCCUCCUCACCCUCAACGUCACCAACAUCAUCAUCCUCGCCUUCGUCGCCUUCAUCGCCCUCGGAUACUUCGGCUUCAUCGAUGUAGGACUCGGUCUCGGCCGGUCGUUCGGGAAUUCCCUGGAUCUCGACCUCUCCGCCGUCGGGAGGGCCGCGUCCUCCUUGGCCCCGCUCGUCCACCAGGCUCUCGAGACCUACAGCAGCCUGCAGGAGGAGUCCUCUCGUCACGAGUCCUAGGCUUCCGAUAAAGAAUGGAAUGAAGACGUAGCCGACUUCAUGGUCGAGGCUCUUGCGUGACGUCAUCGAUAGCAAUUAUGUGCAAUGGCGACGUCUCAUUGGCUCCUCCCUGCUGUUACCUCCUCAAGACCACCCAUUGUGACGUCAUGUUUUACGUCACGUCUGUUUCAUAACAUCACGCUUCAAAAAAAAGUAAUGUUUCAUGACGUCAUCAAAAGUGCCACUUCCUCUUAGGUAUUAAAUAUGUUUUCAAGGUGCCACUUGCUCUGUGAUACCACUUAAAGGUGUCAUUAUCUUCACUAUAAUACUUGACACCAGAAGUCUCUUACCAAGCUAUCUUGCUUUGACGGUCAACCUGGAGCAAGUUGUUUUGUUUAAAUGUGGGCGCUGGAAUACGCCUCGUUAUACGUAUUUCCAUGACAACGAUGCCUAACCUUGGAUAGUUUAUAUAGUCUGGAGUAUCGAAAA